Messenger RNA from Asterias rubens (European starfish), 1291 nucleotides. RefSeq names its product WW domain-binding protein 2-like. Gene Ontology annotation, cellular component: nucleus. The record is from RefSeq and is a predicted model, not a curated record. Gene Ontology annotation, biological process: positive regulation of DNA-templated transcription. NCBI's taxonomy places the organism in Eukaryota, Metazoa, Echinodermata, Asteroidea, Forcipulatida, Asteriidae. Gene Ontology annotation, molecular function: transcription coactivator activity; chromatin DNA binding. The transcript is spliced from 8 exons. The coding region runs from base 15 to 800 and encodes 261 amino acids.
GAUUAUUUCACAAAAUGGCGUUAAAUCGCAGUCACAGCGAUAAAAUUCGCAAUGGACUCAUCCUUCUUCAUCAAGAAAGGAUAUUAAUGCAAAAGGAGAAGGUUGAUUUGACCUUUGACAUAUCGCCAGAACAUGGGGCCUUCAAGGGAACAAAAGAAGGGACGGCUUUCCUCACCAACCAGAGGGUGAUCUUCAUCAAUAAGAAAAGCAGCGAUGUGAUGAAGUCUUUCUCCAUGCCGUUCUUUUACAUGAAGAACGUGGACAUCAAGCAGCCAAUCUUUGGUGCUAAUGCCCUGACAGGAGUCAUCAAGGCACAGCCCGGAGGUGGAUUGGACACGCAUGCUAAAGCAGACUUCAGGAUGGUCUUCAAGACUGGAGGUGCUAUUGAAUUUGGGCAACUCCUUCUUAGAGUCGCCACUAAAGCACCAACGGUUCCCCCUCCUGCUCCCGGACAGUCCGCAGUCCCUCAACCAACCGCGGCAUACAGCAAUACCUACCCAGCAAAUGGAUACCCAGCACCCAUGCCAGGUGCCCAGUACCCACCACCCCAACAACCACCCAUGGGUGCUUAUGGGUACCCUGGUCAGACAGCAUACCCAGCUUAUCCUCCAGGAGCCCAACCUUAUGAGCAACCCCCUCCAUACUCGGAUGCAAUGAUGAACCCCUCAGCCCCACCCCCUCCAGGACCAGCAUACUACAACCCUAAUGAUCCACAGUAUGUUUAUAUGACGCAAAAUCAACCCUCAACCAUUCCAACUGCUCCUCCUCCUGCAUAUUCGGAGAAACCCAAAACAGACUAAGUCAACUCAAGAUAUCAAGACGGGGGAACCUAGAUAACCUGGUAAGCCAGCAUGUUGGUAAUAACGGCAAAACUAGGGUCAAACAUUAGGGGGGCACAAGUAGGAGCAUUUCUGGGGGGCACUUCUAGCCAAUUAAAACUCUAGUUUCUGUCUUCGUUUUUAGUAAACAAGCCCCUUUUUAAAAUUCCUGUUAUGCCAAUUACUAUUUUUGUAUAAGAUAAUCUGACGUGAGUGUAACAGCAUUUACAUUGUCUACAUGUAAAUGAAAAACAAAUUUUAAAAAUGAUUACAUUAAAGCUUAUAAACGUUAAAGUUUUAUUUGCAAUCAGAACGAGCUUGAGCAAAAUGUUCAUGUCGCCAAUACCACAGAAUUCUGCGUUUAUGACUCAUCGAAUGGCACAGUUUACUUUAGGUUCUGUGAUUUUUUAAAGGCAGUGGACACUAUUGGUAAUUACAAAAAGUAAUUAUUAGCAUAAAAUCUUUCUUGGUGA